Fonsecaea multimorphosa CBS 102226 is the source of this 1605-nucleotide messenger RNA. RefSeq lists its product as uncharacterized. The coding region runs from base 1 to 1605 and encodes 534 amino acids. Gene Ontology annotation, biological process: proteolysis. NCBI's taxonomy places the organism in Eukaryota, Fungi, Ascomycota, Eurotiomycetes, Chaetothyriales, Herpotrichiellaceae. The transcript has 2 exons. Gene Ontology annotation, molecular function: aspartic-type endopeptidase activity. The record is from RefSeq and is a predicted model, not a curated record.
AUGCAUCGUCGCUGGUUAUCCCUGCCCUUGCUAUCUACCUGUGUUUCUGCAUUCUAUCCCUACCAUACUGGCGAUGGAGGAAGUGAGAAGAGCAAGAGGUUCAUCCCUUUGGGUACUGAGCGUCCGCACGACGACGACUCGGCGGUGGUGACCAUUGAAAUCAAGAGAGCAGUGGUAAAAAGGAACAAUGUGUUCCCGGUCGUCAACUCCUCAGCUCCCAACGUCCCAAACGCCAUGGCAAUCAACGAAGACGGCGACGACUAUACCUACUUCUCCACUGUGAAAUUCGGGUCCACGAGCCAAGAGAUGUACAUGUUGAUCGACAGUGGUUCAGCUAAUACCUGGGUCAUGGGCACAAAUUGCAAAUCGAAUGCCUGCCAGAUACACAAUACAUAUGGCAGUGAGGAUUCGACCACGCUCCAGACAACCACUCAAACUUGGAGUAUGACUUAUGGCACUGGAGAGGUUGAGGGCGUGGUGGUCAAAGACACGGUGCAGUUGGCAAACUACACGGUUGAGCUGGGGUUUGGCCUCGCCUCUUCGGCAUCUGAUGACUUCGACAACUAUCCCAUGGACGGCAUCUUGGGACUUGGACGGCCCGCCUCGGAUGCGUUGGGGUCGCCGACUAUCAUGCAGGUGUUGAACAACAAUGGCCAAUUGGCGGCAAAUGUUCUGGGCAUCCACCUACAACGAAGCUCGGACGGGACGAAUGACGGACAGAUCACGUUUGGCGGGAUCGACUCGUCCAAAUUCAGCGGCAAAUUGUCAUAUUCCAAAACGAUCAAUACCAACAGCUGGCAAAUUGCCGCCGGUGACGCGGGCGUGGAUGGCAAGUCGGUGGGCUUCCAGUCCAAAACCGCCAUGAUCGACACGGGGACAUCAUACAUCCUGCUACCUCCCUCUGACGCCGAUGCUCUGCACCAGCUUAUUCCUGGCAGUUCGGCCGACGGAGAGACCUACACGAUCCCUUGUUCCUCUUCGGCUGAUGUCUUUUUCACGCUCUCUGGCGUGAAGUACUCGGUGUCUCCCAAGGACUAUGUCGGCAAGCCAGCAAGCGGCAGCAGCAGUGGAAGCUGCCAGAGUAACAUAAUCGGCCACCAGGCGUUUGGGCCGAACGACUGGAUCCUGGGGGAUGUGUUUCUCAAAAACGUCUACACGGUCUUGGACUUUGACAAUGCGAGGAUCGGGUUUGGCACGAAAUCAGGAGCUGUUUCUGCCGGCGGUGACGAUAACACUGCAACCACCUCUUCCGUGUCGUCGGCGGCGGCGGCGGCAACAAGCAGCGCUCACUUGUCAAGUCCGUCUGCGUCGACCGUGUCACCCGCACCGACCUCCAGCGGCGCCGCCACGGCUUCAAAGCCCCAAACCACCAUGUCGACAUCAAUAACGUCAAAACCAAACAACCCCACUUCCACAGCCAGUGCUGGUGCGCCAGCCACGUCGUCCACAGGAGCCGGCGACAGCAGCCCCUUUGGAGAAUCGAGCGGCUCGGGUUCGUCUUCCUCUUCUUCGUCUUCAUCAUCCUCCGCCGUGAGAGACACGCGGUCCAACCUCCUUUUAGUAUCGCUGAUGGCAUUUGCAUUCAUGGCGGGAUUCAUUUUAUAA